Engraulis encrasicolus (European anchovy) is the source of this 2598-nucleotide messenger RNA. It is a transcript of the gene bcl2l11, whose product is annotated as BCL2 like 11. The transcript has 4 exons. Lineage: Eukaryota; Metazoa; Chordata; Actinopteri; Clupeiformes; Engraulidae. Bases 343 to 1020 code for a protein of 225 amino acids. The record is from RefSeq and is a predicted model, not a curated record.
CGUAGGCUAUGCAUCGGUACUCGAUUGCCCACUUGACGCUCAGUAGGCUAGUCGGUGGAUCUUCGAAGAGGUGCGCUCCAACUCCUCAUUCUACAGAGAGACAAAGGACACCGACUUGAAACUGCGUCGUUCUUGAGAUGGGGAGCUAUACAAAGAUCGUAGGCUGAGUGCACGUCUCUCGCAGUGGGAUAUUUUUGUGGCACGUUUUUCGGGAGAUAGCGCUUGCAUACUUUGGCAACAGACAUUUUUUGUCAGAGGGAAUUAAAACAACUCCAUUGUUUUGUUUUUCGCCGUCAGCUCCAGUGCGUCAUGGUUCCUUAAAAACUUUGGAGCCCUCUGACGAUGUCAACAUUGCAUAGACAGAAGCGGGGCAAUGGCCCACCCGACGUAGUUGAGCGAAAGGGCAGCGGAGAGACCCAUGGCGUUGAAGAAGCCGACUCCCACCCCCAGCGCUUUGGCGACGCUCAGCUGACGGAGGGACACCAGGCCCUAUCUGGACCUACCAUGUCCCAAAUUCCCUGUCCUCACCGAACAGUGUCCAGCUCGUCCAGUGGAUAUGUGUCGUCCGACUCCGUGCCAAGCUCGCCACUAACGCCGCCACCCUAUAGGCCAACCACACAAGUCAUGUCGACACAAACGCCAAGUCCGUCUAGUCAAGCCAUUACUCACGCCGUGCAGCGUUUGUCUGACACGCAACUCAGCCGUCCGAGUGAUGAGCCAUGGUUCUUCCAGCCUUCCCCCGAUAGCGCGUCCCAGCCUGCACCUGCACCUGUGGCGGCGGCGGUGGCGGUGGCAGCGUCCGCAGCGGGUGACAUGCAGCCAGAGGAGAGUGUGGCACGGGAGCUGCGGCGCAUCGGCGAUGAGUUCAACCUCCUCUACUUUCACGAGCCUCAUGACGAGGGGAAUGGCCAGGCCGUCUUGGCACGCCUACGGGACCAGCUCCCCAACGGCCCCGGGGUCAUGCUCUUCAUCGGCCUCCUGAUUGGCCGACUCUUCCAGUACAUCAUGAGGAGGAGAUGACUUGAUUGGACGGAUGGGAAACCCAGCAGACUCCAACUGUAGCACCUGGAAAUGAACUGUGUACAUAUCGUGUAAAUACUGUACAGCUUGCUUGUGUUGACCACUGUGCAUUUGCAUUGCACUCUCUCUCGCUCUUGCUCUUGCCCUGUCUCUCCGUCAAUGAUGCUGUACCACCUGUGGAACUCCGUAAUGACGGGUUUUUGUCUCUGGGUGGAUGACAACCACCUGAACAGCACAGAGACUGCCUAAGGUUGGGAUUUUGCAAGAAAAUGGGAGUAUUUUUCGUUCUUUUUUGCUUUGUUUGUUUUCUCGUUUGUUUCAGUACAUCUACAGUUAAUGGAUAUUUUUACACCUUUUUUCAAAUAAUGAGUUUCCUGCAUGACAUUGAAAAGCUGAGCCGAAAAACGCUGUGGAUUACUUUGGUCGGAGUAGAGCAAGACUCUCCAUGCUGCGCACAGGAUGGUGGAAACAAACAUUCCUUUCUUAUCCUUUCGGUUCUUCCUCGCCUUUUUGUUUGUUUGUUUGUUUGUUUUUCCUUGAGUUCCAUCUAUUUAUUUCUUUAUGUUUUUGUAUUUAAUUUGUACAUUUGUGAAUAGUGUCUUUUCUUUUUUUUUCAUUAUGAAGUGGUCAUUCAGGCAGCAACACAGUAUCUCUUUUUACGUUCCUGCAAUGCCACGCAGCCGGUUAGCCACACCGCCUGGGCAGUCAGGUCCUCUCUCUCUCUCAAAUUGGGCACUUCCGUUUGUGUGCGUGUGUGUGUGUGUGGAUAUUGCAAAAUGAAAUAUGCCACGUUUUUUAUAAUGCAGUUUUAUAUUUGGGAGCCAUAUUGAAUAAUACUGUUUAGCUUUUGUAGUGAAACCAGUCAUGAAAAAAUUAUGAACAGAUUUGCUGAAAAAAAUAGAUAUUAUGGUUGUGGUCUCGCCCUUCCCUUGCUUUGUGGUAGACCAAGACAUCAAUCACCACUUAAGCAACUUUUGGCAAGCACAGCCUUUAAGAUGCAUGCUCAUUUUCUAGCACAACGUUAUUGUAACCGAGGGUAGGUUCUCCAUUUUAAGGCCAUGUCAUGUAAAGGUGAUCUAUGUAACUUCUGGGAGGAAUGAUUUAUUUUUAAAAACCACUGAAUGAACUGGACCAAGGGCAACAGGGUUCCAAAAGCAGGGUUGGUUUACACAGAAUUUGACAAUGUUGAGGUACAUGCACAGCCAAUUCAGGGCGGGCUAUAGCCACACAGCAUCAUCUUCGAUAUUGUUGACUCAUGUGUUUUUGCUAAUGACUCAUACACAUAUGUGUUUUAAUGGAGAGGGGACAUUGAGAUCUCAAGGGCAUUGUAUUUUCCUUCUUUGCUGUGUGCCAUUAUCAUCAUCUAAUUUGUUGGUAUGACUUUAGAAUACGGUUCACUCAUUACCCACCAAUGCAUGCCUAAUGACUGUCUGUAGAAGGCAUGUGUUAAUGAAGCAAAAUCAAUCAUUCCUUAGGUGUGCAUUCCCAAAAAAAAUCUUAUUUGGUACCAAUAAGUUCUCUAUUACUGAUAUCAUAGUAAUAAGGCAUUUAUUACUGAUAUCAUCAUAGUAGGGCCUU